Molecule: messenger RNA, 1079 nt
Organism: Rhodofomes roseus
Lineage: Eukaryota; Fungi; Basidiomycota; Agaricomycetes; Polyporales; Fomitopsidaceae
Product: DUF2407 C-terminal domain-containing protein
Exons: 5
Coding region: 85-951 (288 amino acids)
Biological process (GO): protein processing
Cellular component (GO): endoplasmic reticulum; Dsc E3 ubiquitin ligase complex
Molecular function (GO): protein binding
Source: RefSeq, a predicted model, not a curated record
GCCACCGCGACUCGCUUAAGUAGCCUAACACUGCCAGUGCAUCCCCGUCGUGCUGUCUCCACACCUCGCCAGAAGUCCCUCAUUAUGCUGAGCGAGAAAGCCCAAGGAAAGCAGCGAGCUGAUGUGCCCGAAUCCGGCCCAAGUCAAGAAACGCCGCCUCCCAAGGAUUUGGUCAUUCGGUUUACCGAAGGGCUUCCUGACUUAACACUGCGGGUCGUAGAGACCGAUGUUAUUCGGGAUAUCAAGCGGAAGAUUCGAGACGCUAGACCGCAACUGGAGAGGCGUCGUCUGAAGCUUAUUCUGUCUGGCCAGCUCCUCGCGGAAGCGACCCCGCUUUAUCCUCGUCUCACAUCCCUGGAACAGCGUCAGCGUCGCGCAGUAUCGGGGGAUGCUCCCAGCGAAGAGAAAGAGCAGGGCCCCAGUACCACAUGGUUACAUUGUUCCGUCGGCCCACCUCUGACGGAUGGCGAGGAAGAAGAGACCGAAGUACAGACGGCGCAGCUGAAGCCCCUGCGGGGAUUUGACAGGCUGGCUGCAGCCGGCUUUUCCGAACAGGAUGUUGCGAACAUUCGGCUGCAGUUUCAUGCCCAUUCUGCCGGCGACUACCUGGAUCAGGACUUCGAGAGCGAUGAGGACUUUGAGGAGCACGCGCGCGCUCUUGAAGAGCAAUGGAUUGACUCCUUCGAUAACGGCGGAGGAGCGUCACUGUCCUCCCCAUCUUCGCGCGCGUCUCACACGUUCCUAAACGGUAUCGUCGUGGGCUUUUUCUUCCCUCUCAUACCGCUGUUCUUCAUCCGUGCGCCCAAGCCUGCGGUAUUCUGGGAUGACGGUAGCGAGCACGAAGCGACCAGCAGUGCUAUUUUCUCGCGGCGUACGCAAAUCGGGAUCAUUGUUGGCUUUCUCUUGAAUGUAAUAUUUGGGAUGUGGACUUAUCUGCUGACCUCCCCUUGAAUACUUCCCUACGCUGUACAUGGCCUACCUUCGCCUCUGGCGCGAAAUGUAUUUCUAGGCUAGCUUCCAUCAUUUUAGCGAUACCCUGGACCACACCGUAAUACAUGACACCGUGUCUUUACGUCUAA